AUGCCGGGAGCGCGUCGCGAGAGGACGAGCACGGGGAGGACGAACGGGCAGAAGAUGACAACGACCUUGGAGGGGAAAAGGGAGGAGGCUGAAAAAAGGGAGAGCAGGCCUCGGGCAAAGUCAGUGCUGGAAGGAAGGAUGGCCGGAGUUGUCCAAGCUGAGCUGAGCGUGAAGGAGGGGAGGGAGGAGCGAGCUGGCACGAGAAGAAGUCGCUCGCAUGCUACGGAGCUCGCGGAGGAGCAGAAAAGUCAGAGUCAUGUAAUGCCAGGCUGGAACAAGUGGAGGCAGGGAGGUUUGAGGGACUGUGUCAAGGCAGCCAAGGCGUGCGACUCGCGGGGAGAAGGCUUGUUGGGGAUCGAGGAGCUGAAAAAGAUGGCAACCAUGAUGGGAGCCAGCAGCAGGGAGGCACAGUUGUUGCUAGACAGCUGCCCGAGCAUAGAGCUGCCAGGGACAGGCAAGAGGGUGGUCACGUAUCAGAGUCUUUUCCGAUACCUGUGGCCAAACAGCGCAAGAGCUGGGAGUGAGGACGCAGGAAAUGCAAGGAGGGAACCGAAAUAUCUUUUCAACCCGCACCUCAAGUCAGGAAUCCUCAACGAUGUGCGAGAGACGACUCUGGAUGAGAUUGGAGAGAAGAGGUCUUGCGAGGUUUUCUGA
Messenger RNA from Guillardia theta CCMP2712, 654 nucleotides. RefSeq lists its product as hypothetical. The transcript has 3 exons. NCBI's taxonomy places the organism in Eukaryota, Cryptophyceae, Pyrenomonadales, Geminigeraceae. The record is from RefSeq and is a predicted model, not a curated record. Bases 1 to 654 code for a protein of 217 amino acids.